UCAUGUUCGCCUGGAGCACACCGGUGGCGCUGGCCGCCGUGCUCGCCGUGACGCUGGGACAAGCUCUCCGCCAGCAAAAUGAGACCACUAAGCGAGAACUUGAAGAAUACAUCGCGGAUAAAAAGGCAGAAAUCAAUCCACGGUACCGCCCGCACUAUCACAUCUCUCCGCCCGUCGGCUGGAUGAAUGACCCUAACGGCUUUUCAUACUACAAGGAAAAAUUCCACCUCUUCUAUCAGUUUUACCCUUACGACAGCGUUUGGGGUCCGAUGCACUGGGGUCACGUUUCCAGUAGCAACCUGAUCGACUGGGAACACCUCCCUACGGCUCUCAUCCCUGAAACCGAAAUGUGCUUCUCGGGCGGCGCCGUCGUCCACGGAGAUGACCUGGUACUGUUAUACACGGGCCGCGUCACUACUGACACGGACCCGUUUUACAACGAAACUCAAUAUCUAGCCUUCAGUAACGACGGAGUUAACUUCCGCAAGUAUGAAGGAAAUCCAGUCCUCUCCUACGUGCCCGACAAUUCAGCUGAUUUCAGAGACCCCAAGAUUUGGAAAUUCAAAGAUCAUUGGUAUGUUGUCAUUGGCAGCUCAAGCAAUAAACGGGGAAGAGUGCUCCUUUACAGAUCAGGGGAUCUGUUUAAUUGGGAGUUUUUGUCGGUCUUGGGAGAAUCAGACGGCGACAUGGGCUACAUGUGGGAAUGUCCCGAUCUGUUUGAACUCGGCGGAAAAACCAUUUUCCUCUGGUCCCCUCAAGGAUUGGAACCGAAAGGCGACAGAUACAAGAACACGUAUCAGACCGGAUACUAUAUUGGGGAAUUAGACUAUGAAACUUUUGAAUUUAAAACUGAUAAGUAUUUCCAAGAAUUAGAUUACGGUCACGAUUUUUAUGCGACUCAAACCAUACAGGGCGACGGCAAGACUUACUUGAUUGGCUGGUUUAAUAUGUGGGAAGUGCCGCACCUUGAGAAAGAGGACGGCUGGGCGGGGACGACGACGCUCGUUAGAGAGCUGCAGCUGAUCGGCACGCGGAUCACCAUGAACCCACUAGAAGGAAUCCAAGAUCUGAGAACCGAUAGCGUCCAUAACGGAGAUCUAGAGCCCCAGCAAGCGAUAGAAUUCGGCCCAACUGCUGAAAUUAUUCUACAAGGAUGUCUCGACCAGAAGAUUGAGUUGCUGAUUCAAGGUAAAGAAGGAGGUCUUGUCACAACAGUGACGUGGGAUCCUGAAGUCGGUAAAGUGAUUGUUAACAGGAGCGGAGAAGUAAGGCAAGUGGAAUGGGUUCCAAUCGGAAAGACCUCAUGGAGACUAUUCUUGGAUGCAAGUUCUUUGGAGUUGUUCUGUGGAGAAGGUGAGGUAGUAUUCAGUUCGAGGAUCUUCUCUGAUGGAGAUUGGGUCGUAAAGAAUUCCAGCCCGCAAACCUUGUCCGUAGAAGCGUAUCGAUUGAGAAGAAGUGUACCCGCUUAAGCGUGUGAUUUCUCAGUUUUCUUGUGAUCGUAGGCAAUUCGAUCAGAAAUAUAUUUGGCCUUACAAAGUA
Messenger RNA from Bombyx mori (domestic silkworm), 1539 nucleotides. RefSeq names its product beta-fructofuranosidase (gene Suc1). Gene Ontology annotation, biological process: carbohydrate metabolic process. Lineage: Eukaryota; Metazoa; Arthropoda; Insecta; Lepidoptera; Bombycidae. Gene Ontology annotation, molecular function: beta-fructofuranosidase activity. The record is from RefSeq and is marked provisional. Gene Ontology annotation, cellular component: cytoplasm.